AUCCAAGUCCAUCAAAGUCAAUAAUGGAUGCUCACACAUUCGCCUAAAGUCAAAUCUGGCAAAAACGAUGUUGAACUGUUGAAGAUUAUAAGAAAUAUCUAAUCUAUUCAGAAUUAGCCACAAACAUGACAUCCCCAGAAGCAACAUUCAUAAUCCUGUUGGCUCUUAUAUCUAAUGCAACACCAUUAGCAUUCAACUACAAGCGAUUCAGUGACACCAUAAACACCUUAAACAUUGUCGGAGAUGUGUAUCAAGAUAACGGAGCCCUCCAACUCACUGAAUACAAGAAAGACAGCCUCGGCAGAGUUACCUAUUACAAACCUCUCCAUCUUUGGGACAACAAAACCGGCAAGGUCACAGAUUUCACCACCCAUUUCAGCUUCUCCAUCAACACUCCAAACAAAUCCUACGAUGGCGACGGCAUCACCUUCUAUCUAGCAGAGCCCAAUUUCCCACUUCCAGUUCCAAGAGACGGUAGCGGCAUUGGUCUCCUCAGCCGUUAUGAGCUGAGUAAUCCAAACUACACAAACGAACACCCGUUUGUGGCGGUGGAGUUUGACACCUUUGGCAACGAUUGGGAUCCUCCCUAUGAUCAUGUUGGCAUCGAUGUUAAAUCUAUUGCCACUGCUUUCACUGCAGAAUGGUUCAGUAGCAGGGAUGAGAGAGGAUAUGAUGCGGUUAUCACUUACAAUGCAGCUACCAACAAUCUAAGCGUGACAUUCACUGGGUACAAGGAUAACGUGACAAAGAUCAACCAGAAUUUAUGGAGUAAAGUGGAUAUGAGAGAUGUGUUACCAGAAUGGGUUGAAUUUGGGUUCACUUCUGCAACUGGGUUGUUCUAUGAGUAUCAUACUCUUUUCUCAUGGUCCUUUAGUUCCAGUUUGGACUAGGAAGAAGCAUUCAGAAUUUAUCACGGAAACAUGCCUAUAUACACAUAGCAAUAGCAUAUAGGGAGGGAGUUAAAUGAUUUCACAAAAUAAAAUGAAGGUAAAUGUCUUGUUCUGUUCUGAUGGUUUGCUUCUUCAUGUAUCAUAGUAGAAUUGCAGUAAGAUAAUGUUCAGAUUAACACCUUUAGCACUUAGCAGGAAAAAACAAACAUAUAUUAAAGAAUGGCUUCUUCUCAACUUUUUUAGGGCCUUGCUGAAAACUUUGCUUCCAUUGACAUCCCUUACUAAGUUGGUAUUUUGGCUUUGGACUUUCGCCAAUUUUGUUAAGGCGAGUAUUUACAAGAAAUUGGUUAGAGUAAUUUUCAUACAAAAAGCAUAGCUAAACAUUAUUGGAUAAAGUAAUACGUUUAACUACAUUAUUUAGAGUUUAA
Messenger RNA from Arachis ipaensis, 1318 nucleotides. The record is from RefSeq and is a predicted model, not a curated record. NCBI's taxonomy places the organism in Eukaryota, Viridiplantae, Streptophyta, Magnoliopsida, Fabales, Fabaceae.